CCACAAGCCGUUGACACUGACACAUGUUGUGUUGACAGUUACAUAACCUCAACAUCUAGUCGUUGCAAUAUUUUCUGUGAUAGUGAUAUGAUAACAUCCAGUGGUAAACACCUUCCAAAAACUCCAUCCCUAUAAUGAUUUUCACGGCCACUUUUCUCACGUUAUGUCUCAAGCUGCUCCUGAUACCGGCUUACCGGUCUACAGACUUCGAAGUUCACAGAAACUGGAUGGCUAUCACCCACAGUUUACCUUUAAAACAAUGGUAUUAUGAAAAUACGUCCGAGUGGACCCUUGAUUAUCCACCCCUUUUCGCCUAUUUUGAAUAUUUGUUGUCUUUAAUUGCGUCCUGUUUUGAUAAGAAGAUGCUGAUAGUACAAAACCUGAACUAUGCGUCUGAUGAGACGAUUUUGUUUCAAAGAUUGUCUGUGAUUUUCACUGAUCUAGUGUUUGCUUACGGAACACACAAGUGCUGCAGCUCCAUUCAAAAAAGUUGGAGGACCGACGUUGUUCUCCCUAUUUUGCUCAUCACAAACUGUGGCUUAAUCAUGGUGGAUCACAUACAUUUCCAGUACAAUGGAAUUUUGUAUGGCAUUCUGUUAUUAUCACUCGCAUAUGCAAUACAGGGGAGAUAUUUAUUAUCGGGAUUUUGGUUCGCAGUCCUUUUGAACAUGAAGCACAUUUACAUUUAUUUAGCACCGGCUUAUUUCGUCUUCUUCCUCAAAAACUACUGUCUCAACUCUAAACAUUCCAAAUUCCAAAUCAAAAAUUUCAUCAUGUUGGGAUCCACAGUCUUGGCUGUUUUUCUCGCAACGUUUCUACCAUUCCACAACCAACUGGGCCAAGUUUUCGCGCGGUUGUUUCCCUUCAAAAGGGGCCUCUGCCACGCGUAUUGGGCCCCCAAUUUCUGGGCCCUUUACAACACUCUUGAUAAAGCAGCAUUUUUCAUAAUGUCAAAGAUGGGCUUUUUGGCUAAGAAAAGCUCCGUGGCGUCGAUGACUGGGGGGUUGGUGCAGGAAUUUUCGCACGAAGUCUUGCCAAAUGUGACACCACUGGUGACAAUGAUUCUGACGGGGGUUGUGAUGUUACCAGCCUUAAUAAAACUGUGGAGUCUUAAUAAACACCCAUCGAAUUUUUUAAGAUGCAUUGUUUUAUGUGCGCUGUCGUCGUUUUUAUUCGGAUGGCAUGUGCAUGAAAAAGCUAUUUUGAUGGCAAUCAUUCCUUUGAGCAUUUUGUCAAUAAUGGAUUUGAGUGACGCCAAAACUUUUAUUUUAUUAGGAAUCGUCGGACAUUAUUCCUUGUUCCCACUCCUUUUUCCUAGUUCUCUACUUGUGAUUAAAGUUUUAUUGUUAGUGUUAUAUUCAAUUUACACUUUUCACAGUUUGUCCAAGGUUUACCCGUUCGCAGGCCACAAUUAUUCGUUUCCUUUGUUAAACUGCACUGAAAGUAUUUAUAUUUUAGGGUUUAGUGUCGUUUUCAUGUAUGAAAAUUUUUUACACCAGUUUUUAGGCCUAGGCGCGAAAUUACCGUACUUACCUCUUCUACUCACAUCGUUGUAUUGUUCUCUAGGCGUUAUCUACUCGUGGAUGCGAUUUUAUAUCAAUUUUUUAACAAGAACUAGUGUUGUACAAACAAAGCCAAAUAAAAAGGUACAAUAAAACAA
Tribolium castaneum (red flour beetle) is the source of this 1660-nucleotide messenger RNA. RefSeq names its product xiantuan (gene xit). Lineage: Eukaryota; Metazoa; Arthropoda; Insecta; Coleoptera; Tenebrionidae. The record is from RefSeq and is a predicted model, not a curated record. The transcript is spliced from 6 exons. Gene Ontology annotation, molecular function: dolichyl pyrophosphate Glc1Man9GlcNAc2 alpha-1,3-glucosyltransferase activity. Bases 135 to 1655 code for a protein of 506 amino acids. Gene Ontology annotation, cellular component: endoplasmic reticulum membrane. Gene Ontology annotation, biological process: protein N-linked glycosylation.